UGCUGGGCCACUAGUGUUUCUCUUCGGGUAGACGGCACUGCAGAAACCGACGCCGUUCGGAUAAUCUACCGCCAACAAAAUCAAAUAAUCCCCAAAACAUCCGGCGAGUCACGAAGGCGGAAAAAGGGAAUACAGAAAUGGCGAGUCGUUUACUGCUCAAAACUCUGUCGAAACGACAUCGUAUUAGCUCCACACCUUUUCCUUUCCUCUCCAAAUCCUCGGGGUCUAGAUCUGCAAGUACUUUGGUCUUAGCCGAGCAUGAAGGCGGCUCGAUCAAGGCUCAGUCACUGAGCGCGGUGGUGGCCGCCAGCUCCAUCGGUGAAAACAAUUCCGUUUCCAUGCUGUUGGCUGGCUCCGGUUCUUCCCUUCUAAAGGCCGCCGAGAGUGCCGCCACGUGUCACCCUUCUCUUUCUCAGGUUCUUGUAGCUGAUUCUGAUAAAUUUGAAUAUCCUUUGGCUGAGCCAUGGUCUAAGUUAGUCCAACUGGUUCAGCAGCAAGGAGGCUACUCUCAUGUCAUUGCUACUUCAGGUUCAUUCGGGAAGAACAUAUUGCCGCGUGCCGCUGCCCUUUUGGAUAUUUCUCCUGUUACUGAUGUUGUUGAAAUUAUUGGAUCCCAUCAAUUUGUCAGGCCAAUUUAUGCUGGUAAUGCCCUUUGUACAGUUCGAUAUACUGGUGCCAGCCCUUGUAUGUUGACUGUUAGAUCCACCUCUUUUCCAGUGCCUCCAGUCUCGGGUGAUUUAAAAUCUGAUAGGGCUCCUAUUUCUCAGGUUGAUCUCUCAACCUUAGAUGAAGAUUCUAUCGGUAAAUCUAGAUACAUAAAGCUAUUGUCUGAGGAUACAGAGCGCCCUGAUUUGGGAAGUGCACAUAUUGUGGUUACUGGGGGGCGAGCUUUAAAAAGUGCUGAGAACUUCAAACUAAUAGAGAAGCUAGCAGAGAAACUUGGUGCAGCUGUUGGUGCUACCCGUGCUGCUGUUGAUGCUGGAUUUGUUCCCAAUGAACUACAGGUUGGUCAAACUGGGAAAAUUGUGGCCCCAGAACUAUACUUGGCAUUUGGCGUUUCAGGAGCCAUUCAACACUUAGCAGGCAUGAAAGAUUCCAAGGUUAUUGUUGCUGUUAACAAAGAUGCAGAUGCGCCCAUUUUCCAGGUAGCUGAUUAUGGACUUGUGGGUGAUCUUUUCGAAGUGAUACCGGACUUGUUAGAGAAGCUGCCUGAGAAAAAGUCGAUAAUGCUAGAAAUGGGAUAGUUUGUGUUCUUGAAUCACAUGAAUGCCUUCAUUUCUGAUGUCAACUUAAGUUGGCGUAAGAAAGGCCAAGAGAUCUGCCAUUGAAGAGAAGUUUCAAAUUCGUUACUCGGUUCAAGCGCAUCUGGUGUAGUGGUAUCACAGUACCCUCCCACGGUACUGACCGGGGUUCGAUUCCCCGGAUGCACAUGUGUUUUCUCUUUUCUUUACUUUUGUAGAAUUUGGAUCAAUACAAAAACUGCUUAAGAACAAUGGAAAUGAAUUUGAUUAGACUGG
Messenger RNA from Theobroma cacao (cacao), 1517 nucleotides. NCBI's taxonomy places the organism in Eukaryota, Viridiplantae, Streptophyta, Magnoliopsida, Malvales, Malvaceae. The record is from RefSeq and is a predicted model, not a curated record.